Messenger RNA from Rana temporaria (common frog), 1476 nucleotides. It is a transcript of the gene BRIX1, whose product is annotated as biogenesis of ribosomes BRX1. The transcript is spliced from 10 exons. The record is from RefSeq and is a predicted model, not a curated record. Gene Ontology annotation, biological process: ribosomal large subunit assembly; rRNA processing. Lineage: Eukaryota; Metazoa; Chordata; Amphibia; Anura; Ranidae. Gene Ontology annotation, molecular function: rRNA binding. Gene Ontology annotation, cellular component: nucleolus. The coding region runs from base 14 to 1057 and encodes 347 amino acids.
GUGCUCGGUGCGCAUGGGCUGUUGGGAACUUCCGGCAGAGAGAAAGAUGGCGGCGUACAGGAGGAAACGUGGCUUGAAAGCGGAGCUGGCUAAACCGAGCAAAAAGGCGAAAUUGGGGCCGAGUGAGGAGGAUGUGGCGGGGGAGGAGUACACAGUACCGGCCCCGGUGUCGGAGGGCAAAUGGAAAAAUAAAGAGAGGGUUUUGAUAUUUUCCUCACGAGGCAUCAACUUCCGCACACGACAUCUGAUGCAAGACUUGAGAAAAUUGAUGCCACAUUCUAAAGCGGAUACCAAAAUGGAUCGCAAAGACAAGUUGUUUGUCAUAAAUGAGGUCUGUGAAAUGAAAAACUGCAAUAAAUGUAUAUAUUUUGAAGCAAAGAAAAAACAGGACCUGUACAUGUGGGUAGCCAAUUCUCCUGGGGGACCUUCUGCAAAGUUCCUGGUUCAAAACCUUCACACGCUGGCGGAGCUGAAAAUGACUGGGAACUGCCUGAAAGGAUCUCGUCCUUUGCUCUCAUUCGAUCCUGCCUUUGAUCGGGAUCCGUACCUUACUCUGUUGAAAGAGCUCUUUACACAGAUUUUUGGAACCCCAAGAUACCACCCAAGGAGUCAGCCAUUUGUGGACCAUGUGUUCACAUUCUCUGUAGCAGACAAGAGGAUCUGGUUUAGAAAUUAUCAGAUUAUAGAAGAAGAUGCAUCUCUGGUAGAAAUUGGACCUCGAUUUGUACUGAAUCUCAUCAAGAUUUUCCAGGGAAGUUUUGGAGGACCAACCUUGUAUGAGAACCCUCACUACCAGUCUCCUAACAUGCACCGGCGGGUGAUCCGGUUAGCCACAGCUGCCAAAGUCAAGGAAAGGCAACAAGUGAAGGAGCUGCAGAAACUGAAAAUGUUGGAUAACAAGGAAACCAUUUCUAAAGACCCCACAGAGGACGUCUUCAACAUCCCAGCUGAGAAGAAGCCAGAUAUCAUUGAGACAGAACCCCCUGCACCAAAACCGCGUAUUAAACGGAAGGACAAGCAGUUCAAACGGCAGAGGAUGGCCAAGAAACGUGUCUGAACUCUGGGGUGGGCUACGCUUUCUGUACGGGGCUUGUGUGCAGACUGUCUGUUUUAUACAUUAAAAAACAAAAAGAAAAUCUGUUCCGGACCCUCCAUCUCUAGGUUUGGAUACCAGUCAGUAGAGGCUCUUGGAGCUGUUUUGGUUGAAUUGAAUAUUUGCAUUGAUUUUGACAGGUGAUGUCCAGAGCCGGUGGCUUUCCCCCUAUGCUGACAGAGAAGCCCCAAGGGCUGAGGCCAUGUAUAGUAAUGCUACGUAUCAUCUCUGUGAUAUAAUGCAGGUUUGCUUCAAACUGUUGUAUUGGUAAUAUCAUACUUCAGUAAGACGGAGACUUAAAGCGUAACUCCUCUUUAGUUGAGAGAGAAAAAAAAAACAUUCCUCUCUGGGUGAUCGAUGUACAAUACAAGGAUUUUAACAAA